Messenger RNA from Cladophialophora carrionii CBS 160.54, 4524 nucleotides. RefSeq lists its product as uncharacterized. The transcript has a single exon. NCBI's taxonomy places the organism in Eukaryota, Fungi, Ascomycota, Eurotiomycetes, Chaetothyriales, Herpotrichiellaceae. Bases 1 to 4524 code for a protein of 1507 amino acids. The record is from RefSeq and is a predicted model, not a curated record.
AUGGCGACUGAUCAAAAUGUCCUGAUUCCAGUCAAGCUCGAUGCCUUUGUCUUCAAUGACCAGGUCUGUGCCGGAGGGCCAGGCAAGGCCAAGAUCGCGCCCAUCACUCAGCCCAACUAUACCUUCCUCCGCCUCGACACGGCCUAUCUGCAAUCCGAUAUCAUAUACGAUGUCGACAUCCACAAUGCCACUGGUGCGGACUCCAACGCUCGAAUAACCGAUCUUGGAUCUGGCAAACGUCGUGCAAAUCGUCGCGGUGUCUACCUCCACUGGACUCUUCCGCGAAUUUAUCGCAGCGGAACAGCUACAACCAACGACGGGGACAAAGCCAGUCAGUCCCUUCCCAAGUUCCCAGAGGUGCCUGUUCGGUGGAUGAUUGUGCGGUACAUCGACGAUAUGUCCAAGGUGGAACCCCCUGCCGCCAGAACAAGCCUACAGCCAGUAACGGCAUGGAUUGUGGAAAGUAAUCGCUGCAGGACGCUAGACGGGCCCCGAGACAGUUAUGGGAAACCCACAGAUCCCAUCAACCUGCUCCCCAGCAAUGCAGAUCUCCAGGUAGACGUGUCCCCUUUUGUGGAUGCGUCUUCAAGCUCAGGAGACCGCAGUAUCCUGGACAAGCAAGCUGAAAUCUUCAUUGGAGACAAGACUAGUUCGACGGACUGGACGGAGACGGAAACAGACGACGCCAAUAGCAACACAGUCGAUCCUGGCACGAAAGCCGCUAUCGACCCGAAAUCAAGGAUCGAUCUUCGCUUGAUGGGAUCUUCAAAUGAGCUAUUUCCGGACUACCAGCUCCAUUGCUCGAAUGUGUUUUCCAUUGUGGACAACUUCUUCUGCGGCAAAGACGCGCAUGGUGAAGAUCAGUUCGCCACGUCGGUGCGAGCUCAUUACUCCGUCAUAGGCUGGUACACCAAAUCUGCCAGCGAUGUUAUUCAGGUUGCUGAAAAGCCAGGUGACAUUAAACAAGGGGAUGACCAGCCAAAAGCCAAAUACCAGACUCGUGAGGAGCGACUCAAUGAACUCAAUAUCAAGAUCAAAGGAUUCCAGGACGAAAUCGAGCCCAUGCCCAAGUAUCCUCGAGAAAUUACCGACUGGUUCUCUCGAAGCACAGGGGAUGACAAGACACUUACACGCAGCAUCUGUCACGGCGCCAUGUACAACGUCCAGUGGGAUCUCGCUACAGCACCAAAGAAUGUCGCGGCAGACAAAUUUGCCAAGUUGCUUUCAGAGAAGCAACCGAUUGCUGUCGGUACGACCCCCCUCGACGCGGUCAUGGCUUAUGCAGGUGCGCAUGAACGGAUUAACGGCAAGGAGACUGGAAGGAUAGAGGCGGCACUGAAGCGACUCGAGGCAAUCCUCUUGAGUCGAGACGAUGGUGUCGAAGCCCACGUUCAAGCCGCUGACAUGAUGUAUAAUUGGAACUACUUGAGGUUUGAUGGAGGCGACAUGUACCAUGCCGCUGCAAGCGGUGAUCAGUCGCAGGGCGAAGGCGGAAAGACGACACUACCGGCAGACAAGAAGCUCAACUUGCUAGAAUUGAAUCGCCUAUGCCGUCUGAGGGAUGCAGCAAAGAGACAACUGAAACAGCAACAAGCUGCGGCUUUUUCGAACUGGUGGCUCGCAGUUACCAAUGCUCAAAAAGAUAGUGAGAUCAAAGCAAAAGUGGACAAGAUUCAGAGAAGAGUCGACGCGUUGAAGGGAACCAUUACGGCCUGCCAGAUUCGGAUUGACAAAUUGACCGGCACAGCUUCAGGUGAUGCGUCUCCUGACCCGAACAAGGUCAACGAUUUUGAACCGGGAGUCUAUGAUCCUUACAAACAGCAACGCGACCCUACUCUGCUUGUCGGCGGAAUACAAUCUGGCUGGGAGGUGGAUUAUCUCCUUGCUUUACUCGUGCGCCUCGACUGCCAGAUUGUCGAACCAGACGGCCAAGACGACGACAACUGGAAGGCCUUUUUUCGAACCUUCGUGGAUGUCAAGCUCCAAUCCUGGAUGAGGGUCUCGGUCAAGGCUCUGCUCCGGGAGUUUGUCUCGAUGCGACUACGACGGAAGGAUGAAGACAACGGCCAUCCCAAACAACCCAGCAUGCUUAUUGAGCGUGGGCUCCUCAGACCCGUCGAAUAUCGCCCGUUCGGUAACGGUGAUCCUCACGCUGAGCCACCACCUCGACCAGUGUUGAAAGCUGAGAUUCCUCUGUACCACGAUAAGUUGGGCCGUGGUCUUGAUAAUGAGCCCCUGUGGCGCGAUCUCUGGAACGAUACUCAACCGUGGUUCCCACUCUUCCUGGAAUGGGAGGUCGAGUACACCCACAUUGGACUGGACGAUUGGAGGUUGACGGAGUCAAAGUGGUGGCAGAGCGAGGGAGCGAAACUACAUUAUAACAUCCACGGAAAGCUGGAUUUGGCACGAAAGUACGACAAAACGCUGGACAAACGUGCGUUUUCAGGUAGGGUUUUGAUCCUCCCUCAGCCGAGUUUCAGUCUCGAGACGAAGAUUACGCAGCUCCUGGCCGAUACACUGCCGUCGGAGCUGGAAGAGUACCUCCCGAAAGAGGAACGGGAAUAUCUCGUUCAACAUCUGAAAGAUCUUCGUUAUCUUUCCGCGCCUUUGGGGGGCUUCAACGGCCAUUUGCAAACCACAGAUGCAGGCAAUCACGUCAAGCCCUCGAUUCGAGACCCAGUCAAGGGUACCCUCACAUUCAUGGCCGAGGCCAGACGUGUUGACGCUGGAUUUGACGAACUAAAGAUGCCCGUCAUGGAGCUGGAAACGGACGUGACCCCUUACGGUACUGCGAGAAAGCCUCUUGGAGGUAAAGAUCCUCCAUCCUCAUUCAAACCGGUGGUUCAUGGACAAUUCAAAUUGACCAGGCUCAACAUUGUUGAUAAGUUUGGUCAAGUGAUUCAUCUGCUCAGCCCGGAACCCGUUCCAUACAGGCCUAAGCCGGAGGAGAUACCUCGGGCAUACCCCUGUCUCAGUGACUGGUAUUCCCCCGAGGCGAAGAUCACUGCAACACACAAGACCGUUCCCAACACUGUCGAAGAUGUCCUGGAUGAGAACAAACCACAAUGCGAGUUUGCGCAGGUGCCGCCGCAAAUAGGCCAGCCUGUUCGUCUCAAUGCUCGCUGGGUUCUUCCACAUGAGCCAGAAAUCUCCACUGUCCCGGCCAUGCGGGCAAUAGAGCCAGAGGAGCAUCCACCCUUUUGGAGAGCCGCCAAUGACUGGGACUCUCCCAUAUGGGGUUGGGUGGUUGUCAACUAUGCCAACUACGGUUUGCAAUUCUUCCUCCCUUCGGGAGCAUUUUAUCGUGAAGUGCGUAUCGGCGGACCAAGCGGUGCUCUCGCCUCCCCUGAGUGGCUUCCGUUCAAGGAGCCGGACGAUCCUGACUCGCGAGGCGGACAGGGGGACGGUGGUCAAGCCGCUCGACAGCUUGCGCGCCUGGUAGAGGCCGUGGCAACCCUUCGUGGCUACCUCCCCGCAUUCAUGGCCAUGGUUAACGCUGCAAGUGCAUCAACGGGUACUGCCCCACCGAGUGCGUACUCUGAGUUCAAGAGCGCCUUGAUUGGCAAGCCUCUCGCGCUGGUCAACAUGGGUUGGUCUCUGGAGUUGGCCGAAUUCCAAACAGAGUCUCGUCUCGUCAACGAUGGCAAAGUUGACCGAAAGCUAUACGCUCAACCUGUCACAAGGAAAGCACCCGGGCCGGGCUGUGAGAAGAAUGAUGAGUAUGACGAGGAAUACUAUCGCUUUCCGGUCAAACUGGGUGAUCGGCAACGCGGCUUCGACGGACUGGUCGGGUAUUUCAAACCCAAGCCGACAGCAGAUCUCAAGAUUGGCGAUGCCCUGGAGCUCAGCACAGUGUACACACAUUUCUCACCCACUACCACUCUCUUUGAGAUGGAACUUCAAAAAUUGUCGUCCCGGUCAAGGUCGGAACCAGAAGUUGGCCGAAUCUCUCCAAUUACUCCCGACACCUAUCCGAAGCUGGCUCCUUACUACAUAGACCCAUUCGACGACGAUUCGGGAGAGGGCAUCGAGGCACAGACUUACAGCGAUAUCUCCAACGAGCAGCUCUGCGUCUUUGGCGCCAUUGUCGACCCGUUUUCGCCGGUCCACGCCUGGUCUGGCAUCCUACCCGUGAAGGAUCUUGUCCUGCCGAACUGGACCUGGCAGGGUCCAAUCGAUCAGGUGUCGGCGUUCUUCCAUGCCGGUCCUGUCCUUGUGACUAGCGAUGUCCCAGACUUUGACGCGAAGCAAGAGCUAAAGCAGGGAAAGCUGAUACCCAAAGUCGUCGACAAGAAGCAGCCGGACGAGGCCGUCGCUCUGCCCGGUGGCUCUCUUGGGCAAUGGACUUGGCUACAGCCGUACAUGCCUGAAAAGGAAGGUCGGACCAGUGAAGAGAAUCUAGAACAGUUCAUGCCGUUGUCGGUGGAUUUGGUGGACGAAGCGGCGCGCCUUGAAAGGGGUCCGUACACGCUGUUGGAGGGGUAUCUGCAGAUGGCGUCUGGGGCGGUGAACACCGAUAAGUGA